Ambispora leptoticha is the source of this 309-nucleotide messenger RNA. Lineage: Eukaryota; Fungi; Glomeromycota; Glomeromycetes; Archaeosporales; Ambisporaceae. The record is from the annotation of a GenBank genome assembly.
AUGACAUCACUUGAAGUUUCGGGGAUCGCUCCAUUUUUGGAUUUCGCCGGCCUAUUGAUGUUCGUCCAGAAAAUCUCCAUUUACUUGCUCAUUGGUGCCACGUUUUAUUACGAAGUAAUGGCUCUAAGAGCCUAUUUUCACGCAUCACCAAGCAAGACAUCGACAUCAAGCAUAAUUCCGACCCUUCUACACGUGAUACGACAUUUAAUGAAAUUAUUGCCAAUCGCGAUGCCGAUUGUCGUGCCGAAUUUAACGCUGAACUUACCUCACGCGACGAAAACUUUACAGCGGAGAUCCAAAGAAUCUUGA